This is a messenger RNA of Pygocentrus nattereri (red-bellied piranha), 8309 nucleotides long. It is a transcript of the gene ppp1r9bb, whose product is annotated as protein phosphatase 1, regulatory subunit 9Bb. The record is from RefSeq and is a predicted model, not a curated record. NCBI's taxonomy places the organism in Eukaryota, Metazoa, Chordata, Actinopteri, Characiformes, Serrasalmidae. The transcript is spliced from 10 exons. Gene Ontology annotation, biological process: neuron projection development; actin filament organization; calcium-mediated signaling. Bases 143 to 2317 code for a protein of 724 amino acids. Gene Ontology annotation, cellular component: postsynaptic density; actin cytoskeleton; cytoplasm. Gene Ontology annotation, molecular function: actin filament binding.
CCUCUUGCCCGUUGCGCGAGCGCGGCGCAGAUCCGCAGAGCAGAGAGGAUGAGGAUGAAGGGAGGCGCGCGGGAUUAACGGUGGGCACGCGUUGCGCGCGGUCAGUCAGGGCUUGGGUUCGCGCGGCGAUGCUCAGAAGGCCAUGAUGAAGACCGACUCCUCCUCGUCGUCCUCCUCGAGGGCCGCGCUGCCUCCGCUGCCAGCGCUGCAUCCGCACGAUGCCGGGAGCGGCCGCGCCUACGGCUCCAACGUGCACCGCAUCAAGAGCCUCUUCAUGCAGAUGGGCGCGAGCCCGGACCCCCCCGCGGCGCCCAGAGCCGCGCGCGCCCCGCUGCCCCGGGCCGGCAGCCUAAACGAGCGCGUGGACCACGGCGCUCUGCUGAAGCUCGGUGCGGAGGGCGCGAGCUCCAUGGGCAGCAUCACCUCCUCCAUCAGCACCUCCUCCAUCAGCAGCAUCACCUCCUCCAUCAGCACCUCCUCCAAGCUGCAGGAGACCAGGAGGAUCUUUGAGCGGCAGCAGGAGGAGGAGGAAGAGGAGGAGGAAGAGGAGGAGGGCGCCGCCAGCCGGAGCGCGCUGAGGAAGGAGCGGAACGCCGGCCUCCAGUACGGGCGUCUGGACGUGGUGGCCCGUUUCAAUGGCAGCACCGAGUCACUGGACGGGCCGGACGCUGCAGAGGCCGUGUCGCCCACCGUCAGCCAGCUCAGCGCCGUGUUCGAGCGGGCGGCCGAGCUGCGCUCCAACCUCCACCGCCUGUCCUGUAUCAGCACGGCCAGAGCGCGACCCGCCCCGGCGCAGGAGCACAGGGGCCCCCGCAGGGGCCGAGAGGCGGAGGGCGCUGCGGAUGACCUGAAAGAGAGCAGGGAUACCGAGCAGCAUUUAAGGGAAGCCAACGGCGAGUCCUCAGAGACGGACCCUGCCCGAGCCGGGGCCACUGGGGCAGAGGUCAGCGGGGCGAGCCGGGCCAGUUGUUCCGUAGGGGUCACUAAGGAGGACGAUGGGGAUGAUGAGGCCACCCUGAAGGAGGAUUCUUCAACAGGGGCCACCCUGGUGGAGGUCAGCACGUACAGCGCUGCAGGGGAGGACUCUGGAGGCAGCCAGCUGGGGGACGAAGACGACGAAGAAGAGGAGGCCUACGAGGCCGAAGCGACCUGCGUGGAGGUCCCAGGGCUUCCUGUAGAAGAGGAGCCACCGCCGAGCCGCAGAAUCCGCUUCAGCACCGCGCCGAUUAAGGUGUUUAUGACCUACUCCAACGAGGACUACGACAGGCGGAACGAUGACGUGGACCCCAUGGCUGCCUCGGCCGAGUACGAGCUGGAGAAACGAGUGGAGAAGCUCGACCUGUUUGCCGUAGAACUGGAGAAAGACAGAGAGGGUCUGGGUAUCAGCAUCAUCGGGAUGGGUGCCGGAGCUGAUAUGGGUCUGGAGAAACUAGGAAUAUUCGUCAAGACGGUCACUGAAGGAGGAGCUGCACACCGGGACAGCAGGAUCAAAGUGAAUGAUCUGAUAGUGGAGGUUGAUGGGAUCAGUCUGGUUGGGGUGACUCAGAGUUUUGCUGCCUCUGUUUUGAGGAACACCGCUGGUACAGUUCGGUUUACGAUCGGCCGGGAGAAGCCGGGGGAGCAGAGCGAGGUGGCGCAGCUGAUCCAGCAGACACUCGAACAGGAGCGCUGGCAGCGGGAGAUGAUGGAGCAGCGCUACAGCAACUACGUGGGAGACGAAGAUGAGCCUGCAGGCUACGGCAGCGAUGAGGAUGAGGAGGAAGAUGAAGAGACGGGCUCUAUGUACCCCAGCGCCAUCGAGGUGUUUGAUCUGGCCGAGAACGAGGACGCACUCUCUCCCGUGGACAUGGACCCUGAGAAACUGGCCCACAAAUACAAAGAGCUGCAGAUCAAACACGCUGUGACUCAGGCUGAGAUCCAGCAGCUUAAGAAGAAGCUGAGUCAUGCGGAGCAGGAUCGGCAGCGCUGGCGCGCUGAGAAGGCUCAGUUAGAGCAGAGCGUGCAGGAGAACAGGGAGCGCAUGGACAAGCUGGAAGGUUACUGGAUGGAGGCGCAGAGUCUUUGCCAGGCGGUGGACGAGCACCUGAAGGAGACGCAGGUGCAGUAUCAGGCCCUGGAGCGCAAAUACAGCAAAGCCAAGCGCCUCAUCAAAGAGUACCAGCAGAAGGAAAUUGAGUUUCUGAAGAAGCAGACGGCUCAGCGGAGGACUCUGGAGGAGACGGAAGCAUCGCACAAGGAGGAGGCAGAGCAGCUCAAGGUCAAGGUUACUGAUCUGGAGUCGCAGGUAGAGGAGCUGAGGUCAUCUGAACCGUUAUAAAGACUGAUGCUGUUUUGAAAUGCUACUGAACUAGAAGAAUGCUGGAAGAUAUGAACAGCGCUGCGACUGAAUCCACUUUAAUUACGUUUUAACCCUCGGCCUUUCCCCGUCUUGAACAUUUACUUUGUGAACACUCCUAUGAUCAGUGUUAGCUUUUAAAAGUUUUUUGCUUUUCCUGAAACUGAUUUUAUUACAUGCUUGGCUGCAGCUUGGUCACAUUUAAAGAACUAGACUGGCGAAAAGAUCAAAUUGUACACAGUUUCCCACUUACCCCAGAUAUACUUGAUCAGCCGAGCUGCGUUUAUAGUUCAAAUUUGAUUCUUGACCUGGAGCUAGGAGGCUAACGUUUUUAAUUAACGCUAAAAGUCAAUAGUCACCUAAAUGUUUUCUGUAAAAACUCCCAAAACGUCUCUCAACUGAAACUCCACUGAGGUUUUCAUUAAGAUGUAUCAGUGUGAUUUAGAGCAGAGGUUCUCAAUAUUUUCUAUAUCUCAUCUUUUUAUGACAAAGUGCCACCACAGGCCCACUCUAGUCACUGCCCCCCCCCAGUAUAGGUCAAAGGACCACCAAAGGUGCUUCGCAGCCCAGUUGUGGUCCUUGGCCCAGUGGUUAAGGAACCCUGGUUUAGAGCACGCUCACCAAAAACAUUUAACAAAACUUCACCAUAUAGCUGAAUAGCUACAAGCACUCAAAGGAAAAUGGCUUUAUUAAGGCUGUCUCAGAAGAAAUAAAGCAAAAAAGAAAUGAAUAAAGCAUAAACCCGUCUUGGCUGAUCUGAGAUAAGAGGGAAAUCUGUGUUAAUUAGACUUUUGCAGAACUAUUCCUUUAGAAGAUUGAGGACCAGAAUAAAUACAGACAACAGACUGCGGAACGGAUGGCCACAUCAAGCAUCUUUGACUGUCUUCUUCUGAGAUCUUGUUUGUUUGAUACAAGCUGGGACCCGUUUAAAGCAAGAAUACCCUCAUAAAGAGUUCAUGAAUGGUUUAAAAUGUCAUGAAUGGUUAUUAAUUAGGUCAUAAAGACCUCAAAAUCAUCAAUAAGCAGUUACAACAUAUAAAUAAAAAGGGCAACAGUGGCUUCUUGUUUGCCUAGUAGUGAAUCCACUCUCAUUUACACUAUUGAAGCUCCUAUUUUGAUGUUUACUGAUCUUAAUUCGUCUUUUCUAUUAGUCAGCAUUAAACCCGUCAGCUUCAUUUCAUAGUCGUAUGAUUUUACAGCUCUUUUGCCCUUUUUGAUUUUGAUUCUAAUUGGUAAUGUGUUGUAACUGCUUAUUAGUGAUUUUAGCCUAAUAACCAUUAAUGAAUGUAUUUGAAACCAUUCAUAAACACUUUUUAAGUGUAGUCUUAUUCUAAAGUGGUACCAGCUGGUCCAAAUUCCAUAUCGUUUUGCAGCGUUUCAACGUUUCAACGUUUUAGUGAAAUGUAUGUUUCUAAAGUAAGAUAUCCCUCCCAGGCUUCCACAUGGCAUAGCACAGUGGUGUUUAAAGCGGCACUGCAACAUUCAAAGCAGCACAGAGUAGUUAUCAGAUAAUUUAUCUACUAUUUGUCAUGAGAUCAUUGUCAGAAAAUUACAACUAAUUUUUAGAUAUAUUUAACUUGUUCGGUGUGGAGCAGUCGUGUGUUCACUAGUGUGUAGGUGGUUUCGCUGCACAGAUGGGUCAAAGGUGGAGGUGAAAUUUCCCCACUGGGGGACUAAUAAGGGUCCAUUUAUUCACUUCUUGAAACAAGUUAUAUGAUCCGUCAAUAGAAAAACACACUUUCAAAAGAUACAGGCACUUAAAACAAGUACAAAUGUACAGAAACAGGUUAAAUAAUUGUAUAAUAUUCUUAGAAGUCUUGGCUAUAUUAACUACAUAUGAGACAUUUUUACUUGCUAAGAUAUCACAUUUGCAGCAUACAAAUAAAGAUAUUGCAUCAACAUUGGAGUUUAAACAGGCGUUCCAUGGUGUUUCCUACCAGACCAACGAAAUAAAUGAAAAAUAUCCUUUCAGCCCUUUUUACUCUGUUCUUUCAACCAACAAAUGCAAUAGCAUACCAUGAUAGAACUAUGAAAGUCGUGUAAUAGCGCUGUCAGCUAAUCAGUAGUGUAGUAAUUGCGUGUAGCUCAGAGCAAGCAACAAAAUAUUUGGGUCGUUCUCCAUUGGGGUGGAAAUUCAGGUGGAUAAAUUUUUUAAAAAUCUGUUUCUUUCAUUCCAAAACGAAAUAACCUUAAUCCGUCCGCUAACAUCUCCUAUUAUCAUGUAUGCAAAAAGGAGCUUAAUUCCAAACAUAUUUUACAGUCACUGGUGUUUUAUGAAUAUGAUGUAACACCAGUGACGGUGACUCCAAUGACAUUCUGGUUAAAACUGAGGAUUCUGUAAACUGGCUGAGACGUUGGCUGAUCAGGUGACCUUGUGCCACUAUUUAACAUCAGUAAUAAAAUUAUAUUUAUGGCAUUAUUUUGACAAAAUUUGAAUAACCCAGCCUUUAAAGCACAUAACACCAGUGGCACAUAGAUUUAAGUGCUGCCAGAUAAAGAUGAUGAUUAUUAAAUUAAUGAAAUAUAGUGAGCGAGUGUGACUCGCCUUCUUAUGCCUUGAGAUGCUUUCUCUUUGAUGAGCCUCGACCCAAAGAAGCAGUUUAAUAGCGCUGAAAAUACUGUGUUAAAAUGUAACAUAAGAGUCCUGAUAAGAGCUGUGACCAAAAUCUGAAUGAAUUUUUAAAAUGCAUAAUUUUUAAAUGUAUAACGUUAAUGACAUAAAAGUAAACACAAAUCGGUUUUAUACAAAUUCCUAAGUCAAACCUCUUAAAAUUGUUUUAUUUUAAAAACGUUUGAAAAUUGAAAAAGUUUUACAGAGGCUGAGCGACAAUGAAACAAGAUGAGAAAAGAAAGGAAAGAAGAAGGGAAAAGUGUUAUUUAAUCUUAGGUCAACUGUGUAAAUGUACAUACCAACUUUUGGAGCUGUGCCUCAUAUUUUAAACAUCUUUUUAAGCCCUGCAGCCUUUGUGACAUGGUUUCCCCUCCAAAUGGAAAAUGAUCCAUAUACUCGAAAGAUCUGAGCUUCCGUCAUUGGUAAUGCUCGAUAACUACGCUCCAGGCUCUGUGUUACCGGUAUAAAAGGCCACACUGAUAACAAAGUAGUGCUUUGGAAGCAGCAGUGCUGUAGAAAUGGAAGGCCACAGUUUGAGUUAGAUUAUGAAAAAGUUUCUAAAAGUUAUUUUGCUGUCAUGUUCUGUGAGCCAGGGAAGCCUGUGUGAGGUUAUUCUAGCUUUAUCUUACUUUAGCAGCACAAAUUGCACAACCCUGCUGAAAAAAAGACUAAAAAAGAUUAAAAGCUUUUGCUUUCUAGAGAGCACUACUUUCCUGUAGGACCUUUAGAACCCAUUAGGAAAAUGCACCUGGACUCAGAACUCCUGUUAAGAGUCCUUUACACUGUGACAUCAACCCAGCAGGAAAACUCAGAACACCAUUAUUGACUAUUGGACACCGCCAGAAACUUUUACUGGGUUCUGUGAUUUUUUUUUUCAGCAGGUAAAAAACGCCAAAACUUACCCAGACAGUACCCAAAGGUCUCUCUGCCUUACGGUCUUCUGCACAAGUACAUCCGUUCUGACGUUUCUGCUGACAAUCUUUCGACAGUGACCCUGUUCUGUGUUCAAAAAUACACCACGACACGUGAUUUGUACAUAUUCUUUAUAAAUAUAUAUUAACAUAAUAUUAACGUUUUGAAUGCUAAGCACACGAAAAAAAAGUACUUGUGUGAAAACUCACAAGGCCUUGAAAUCAUAAAUGUAGGAACCGUGUCUUGAAGAAACCGCUAAGAACAAAACGAAAUAUUUUGCUUUCUGCAAUACAGUCAUUUAGCGUAGCCAUAAAUCAGACCAUCACCUUGCUUCACCUGAGUGAAUCCUGCAGUCCAAGCCUCAGGCAAAAGUUAGCUAAUUAGCUAGCUAGCUAAAGUGAGGUACUUCACGUUACUGUUAGGUAAAACCUUGCGAGUGCUAAUAAACUUUCAGAGAAGGUUACAUAGUUCCACAAACUACAUAAAUUUGGGCUACAAAUGACAAAGUGUAGGUUAGCUAGCUAAGUAGCUAGCAUAGUUAGGAGUGUAGCUAACCCUCUUUCUAACCCUAACUGUUUUAUUCUCAAGAAGUGCAGCCCUGCACAAACGUCUGCUGCUAAGCUGGUUUAUGCUGGUUUAUACUGGUCUGGUGCUGUUUUAGCUGGUCACCCAGUGUGGCCAUGCUAGUUGACUAGCAUAGUAGUAUCCAAAACAACAGCAUAUGCUGGUUUUGCUGGUGACCAGGUCACACUGGUCAAUGUUUUUUCUAGCUGGGAGCUCACACGGAAAUCUGAAAUAUGGCAGUAUAUGAAUCAGUAUCAGAAGUAUAUGGCAUAUAUUAGCAUAUAAGGAUUUCCCUUAAAUAUAUGCCAACUUUGCCAUUUUGAUACCUACAUGAUACCUACAUAUAUGUACUCAACAUAUAUAUGUACAUAGUUUGAAAAAUCUGUGUGACCCUUUAUGAUAUAUGUGGAUAUAUGACCAUGUAUCAGGAAUUAGUAACCAUAAUCUGAAUCUUAGCUGUUUUACCUAACUUUAAUGAGAGACACCUCGUAAGCACUAUAGCUACAUAACCCGCUAUCAUUUGGCCUAGUUGACUCUUGGUCUGAAGCUGGACACUCCUGGUUUCAUGUUCUUCUUAACCCAUGUCUUCACUGUAUGACCAGGGCAGGAUUUCGGUGACUUGGACCUUAAAAACCAACCACUGCCUCUCAGUAUUUCGGAGGACAAACCAAUCCAGGAUCCACACUUGUACUUGGAACACAUUUCACUGCUAAAAAUGACGGCUCAAGCGAGUGAAAUGACCUUAAAUCAAGUCAACAUAUCCCAUAUUUCUCAUUAUAUGACGGUUGUAAGAGCGUUAUAAGAUUAUUCAUCCUUUUCUAUACCUUUUUACGUACUUGUUUUCUGGAGACGGCUUUUGUUUAGAGAUAAUUUUGCUAGGUUCAGCUUGAAUUUUACUACAUAACUUCAACGUAAAAGUAAAAAUGCCUAGUAAUACAUUAAAUUAUCGUAUUAUGUUCUUACAACAAUCUUAAAAUGAGAAAUAUUAGGCACUAGUUUUAAAAUGACUUGCUAACGUAUUAUUUUUGCAGUGUUAAAGGCUAAUGUGGCUAACACUGAAUGAAAAUUAGCCAAGGGCGAGUUAGCAAGAGCCGAUGUAGCCAGUGGUUACUGGUUAAUACUGGUUUUCAUUCAUUACUAGCAACGUUUAGCAGCUUUCCUGCUAAGAUGACUUAUUAAUAUAUCAUUUUUAGCAGUGUUGAAUUCUAACAUGGCUAACAUUGGAUGAAAACUAGCCAGGGGUGAGUUAGCAAGGGCUCUCAUUACUUAGUACGCAGUGCUAACUGGCUACUACUAAUUUUCAUUCAUUAUUAGCAACGUUUAGCAGGUUUUCUUGUCAGUCGUGCUAGCUGUUUAGAAACCACCUCAUUCUUCUCACAGAAAAAGGGAGAGAUUUCCACACCUUUACUGUCCUUUCUCCUCACUAGGCUCCUGUUCUCACAACCAGCAAGAGGUUAUAGCUACAGAACGAGUCACUGAGAGCCUGAAGACCUGCGCGUACUUCAUAAUUGGUAGCUUGUAAUGAAAAGACGGAAAUAAAAAGAUUCUCAAAUGGUCUGGUGCUGAAUGUAUGCUAACAAAAUGUUUGCGCUCAAAGGUAGUACUAACUCCAAUAAUGAACGUCGAGAAAUCACUAUAACUUUACAAAUUAUGGAACCAGCAUAAAUAUCUGUGAAAAUGUCAUUUGUGUCGCACACAAAGGAAACAGGACUUUUACAUACAUGUGAAAAAGUGCUUUAGAGUUUACCCCUUAGUCUCUGAGCAGUGUUUAUAUGAAGUCCACUAGACAUGUAGAAUGAUUUGUUAAUGAGAAACGAGAGCCAGGCUUGUACUGAAUUGAUGAGUUUUGUUAAUGUUCUUUUCUGAAAUAAAUGAUCUACAGGAUAA